AUGGCUGAUCACAUCUCCUCACCAGUCGAACCCUCCCCUGCCACUCCAGACGAGACCACCCCAGUUACCGCUCAGUCCCUCUCUUCCGCCUCCUCGAGCCAGACCAUCACCAACGACUCCACACCUACUAAACCUACAACCAAAUCGACCCACAGAUCCCGCAAACAGCAGAGAGAGGACGAAAAGGCAAGCUGGGUUAAUGGCAAGCGACCCAAGGGCUAUCUCACACCUGAGGGAAGAGAGGCUGCUGAGAAGUGCAAGAACUACAAGUCGGGUGUCUCCAUCCCUUAUCUUACGCACUCCUGCAAGACCUACGAGGGUGUCCUCAAGCAUGCCAUUUUCGGAGCUAUACGAUCGUUCGGAGUCUCUUAUGGAGCCAAAGCACUCGUUAACCUGUGCUUGGGCAUGCUCAAAGUCAUGAAGGGAAAGGGAUCGUUCCUGACGAAUGCUAAGGACGCAUUCACGGGUGUGGAUGCUUUGCGGUUUGGAUCUUUCUUUGGCAUGUUCUCGUUCCUUUGGAAGCUGGUCAACAAUGGUCUGACACUCUACAGAGGCACCGACGACAGGAUCAACGGAGCCAUCGCAGGUGCCAUUGCUGGAUUGGCCCUGUUCAUCGAAGCCCCUGAGAGAAGAGUGACCUUUGCCCAACAGAUGUUCAUCCGGUCUAUGCAGGGUGUCUACAAUGCUGGUAAGUACCGAGGCCAGUUCUCGUUCCGCCAUGGUGACGCCUUCCUCUUCGCCAUCGGCUCCGCCCAAGUCAUGUACGCCUACACCAUGCACCCGGACACUAUUCCAAAGGAGUUCUUCCAAUUCAUGGUCAAGACAGCGCGUGUGCCCGCCGAAGCAUUGGCAAUGAACAGGGCACGUGUUCGUGGAUUCCCUCUGGACUUGAAGCAGGUUCGGGCAAUGGUCGAUCGGUUCAACCCCACCGCCUUGACACUGGAGACUGUCGCCAACAUGUCCGAGACCGUCGAUGCCUUGCCCUGUGCGGGUCUGCAUCCUUGGGUCGACUCUUGUCGGGAAACCAGUAUUGAUCGCUUUGUUGGGGUCAUCAAGACCAUCUUCCCUGUCUAUGCGACCUUGAACUUUGUGCCCUUGGUCGUCCUCCGCAUGAAGCGCUUGCUCAAGGAUCCGGUAAAUGUAUUGUCAAAGACAACAUUCAACACCUUCCGGUCCUCCGCCUUCCUCGCAGUCUUUGUAGCCUACUACCAGACCCAGAUCUGCACACACCGGAACCUCCUCAAUGCCGGAUGGAAACUGGGCAACAGCAAGUACCUUUACUGGCUCUUUGGUCUCGGCAGUGCCAUACCUGCCAUCAUGAUCGAACAGGAGAGUCGACGUGCAGAGUUGGCGUUCUAUGUGAUUCCUAAGGCGGCCGAUUCGUUGUACAGGAUUCUGUACCGCAAGAAUUGGGUGAAGGGCUCGUUCUACCAGCGCGAGGAGCAAGUGCUUUCACCAUUCGUCACCAAGAUGAUCUACCAUAUCCUUGGAAAGAACUAG
Molecule: messenger RNA, 1500 nt
Organism: Linnemannia hyalina
Lineage: Eukaryota; Fungi; Mortierellomycota; Mortierellomycetes; Mortierellales; Mortierellaceae
Source: the annotation of a GenBank genome assembly